Messenger RNA from Pelmatolapia mariae (spotted tilapia), 963 nucleotides. Its product is annotated as olfactory receptor 52N5-like. The transcript has a single exon. Gene Ontology annotation, cellular component: membrane. Lineage: Eukaryota; Metazoa; Chordata; Actinopteri; Cichliformes; Cichlidae. The coding region runs from base 1 to 963 and encodes 320 amino acids. The record is from RefSeq and is a predicted model, not a curated record. Gene Ontology annotation, molecular function: olfactory receptor activity; odorant binding. Gene Ontology annotation, biological process: G protein-coupled receptor signaling pathway; detection of chemical stimulus involved in sensory perception of smell.
AUGGAAAAUGAGACUCUUAAUCUGGAUAUUCUACAACUGGAGGGGUUACAGGUCAGCCCCAUUUCCUCCGUCCCUGCCUUCUUCUUCCUCCUCACCAUCUACAUCUUUAUCAUGGUGUCCAACAUCAGCCUGGUGGUGCUGAUACUUAAAGAGAGGACCCUCCACCAGCCAAUGUACCUGCUCUUCUGCAACAUGAGUAUCAAUGAUGUAUUCGGGGCCACGACUGUAGUCCCUCGCAUACUCAAGGAUGUUCUCACUCCGAUGUCACACCGCUACAUUCAUUAUUAUGAGUGUGCCAUUCAGGCCUUCUGUGCCCACUUUCAUGGAGGCACCUCUCACACCGUGCUCAUUAUCAUGGCAUUUGAUCGUUACAUGGCCAUAUGCAACCCACUACGGUAUGCCACCAUCAUGACCAACAGGACGGUGGUGGCGCUGUCGCUCGGUGCCUGGUCUGUGACCUUCUUCAUCAUUGCGAUUCUCGUGGGCCUCAGCGUUCGCUUGUCUCGCUGUAGACGCACCAUCAGCAACCCGUUCUGCGACAACGCCUCCUUGUUCAAGCUCUCAUGUGAAAAUGUUCUCAUCAACCACGUCUAUGGCCUCGGCUCCGCCAUGGCCACAAUGGCCUGCUCACUGUGCAGUGUGACGAUCACCUACCUGAGGAUUGCCAUGGUGUGUUUGAGUAGGAAAAACCAGGCUCUGAACAGUAAAGCCCUGCAAACCUGUGCCACUCACCUGGCCGUGUACAUCAUUCUGCUUCUGUCAGGAAACAUCAUCAUCAUUCUUCAUCGGUUUGAGAACCAUUCAGACAAUAGGAAGCUGGCAUCCAUCCUGUUCCACGUGGUUCCACCUUCUUUAAACGCCAUUAUUUACGGACUUCAGAUCAAAGCCGUUAGAGAAAAAAUCACUGUCAUUUUUACAAGGAAAAAAUUACUUCCUUUUCCCGCAGGGCAAUUUCCUUUUUAG